Messenger RNA from Didymodactylos carnosus, 1074 nucleotides. The record is from the annotation of a GenBank genome assembly. NCBI's taxonomy places the organism in Eukaryota, Metazoa, Rotifera, Eurotatoria, Philodinida, Philodinidae.
AUGGAUAAUUCUGAAACUUACAAUGUGUAUGAUAAUUCACAAUCGUCAACAUAUGAAUCGAAUGGAAUGCCUUUUUCUAUUGCUUAUGAAGAUGGAUCAUACGCUGAGGGUAUAUUUGACAAUGAUACCGUAACACUCGCUGGCAUCUCCGUUAAAAGUCAAGAAUUUGCAGAAGCGCUAAACGUGUCAGGCACGUUGGAUAUAGAUGGGAUCUUAGGUUUAUCCUAUCAGUACCAGACGGUUGGUGAUGAAGUACCGUUGUUCUUUAAUAUGUGGGCACAGGGUUUAAUAUCGUCACCCAUUUUCUCAUUUUAUCUUAAUCCACUUGAAUUAGAAUCAACAGCAGGUGGCGAGUUAAUUUUAGGAGGUAUAGAUACAACAAAAUUUCAAGGUUCGUUAACUUAUGUACCGGUUAGUAUACAAGGUGAAUGGGAUUUUGUCCUUACAAGCGUUGUCGUAAAUAAUCAGGCAGUUUCUACCAACUCCAUUGCCAUUGCUGACACAGGCACCAGUCUUAUCGUCGGACCCUAUUUAGAUGUACAAGCAUUGAAUAAAGAAAUUGGCGCAGUAGAUGUCGGAUAUGAAUAUUAUAUUGUCGAUUGUCACAAUCGAUCGUUAUCAUCAUUUCCUAUUGUUACAUUUACAAUAGGUGAUAAAACAUUUGAUUUGAGUGCACUUCAAUACAUACUAUUUUUUCAAUACGUCAAUUAUCCUACUGUCUGUGUAUCAGCAUUCCAGGCAUCAGACAGUUAUAUAUGGAUACUAGGUGAUAUAUUCCUUACGAGAUUUUAUUCAGUAUUUGAUAUACAAAAUAAUCAAUUGGGUUUUGCUAAAUCCAUUUCAUAUAAUGAAUUCAAUCCUGUUGAUCCAGAUCUAUUUCCAGGCUCAACAUCAACAUUAAUAUUAACAUCAACAUCAACAAAGAAAGCAGUUACGAAUGCAGCUAAUAGUUGGACAUUUGGAUCGAAAAUAUUCUCUUAUCAGUUGUACAUUGUACUGCUACUCUAUUUUUCUAAUAUGCGUAACGUGAAGACUAAAGAACAUUCAGGAUCGUUUCUCUCUCUCUCUUAUUGA